Truncatella angustata is the source of this 1998-nucleotide messenger RNA. RefSeq lists its product as uncharacterized. The coding region runs from base 1 to 1998 and encodes 665 amino acids. The transcript has a single exon. The record is from RefSeq and is a predicted model, not a curated record. NCBI's taxonomy places the organism in Eukaryota, Fungi, Ascomycota, Sordariomycetes, Amphisphaeriales, Sporocadaceae.
AUGCAGUUAAGAAGAACAUUAGCUGUGUUGUCCCUCGCGGGCGGCUCACUUGGAGCGCCGCAAAGUUCAAGGAAGCCAUGUAGGCCAGUUUCGGCGAGCUCGUCAAGCGACUCUACAUCCUCGCGCGUCAGCUCCGGAUAUAGUGCCGCGCCAUCGCUCAGCAUACCGAGUAACUCGUCUCAGAGCAGCGGCUUGUCAACGACUACAUCGAUUGCAUCUCUCUCUAGCACUUCUUUGGGAGCCACUACCUCACAGGUCGACGUUUCUCUAUCAGUCGCUUCUGCAUCAAGCUCGACUUCUAUUAGCAGUGCGUCGUCUGUUAGCAGUACAUCCUCUAGUAGCAGUACAUCCUCUGUCAGCAGUGCAUCUUCUGUUAGCAGUGCAUCUUCUGUCAGCAGUGCAUCUUCUGUUAGCAGUGCAUCUUCAGUCAGCAGCACAUCUUCUGUUAGCAGUGCAUCUUCAGUCAGCAGCACGUCCUCUGUUAGUAGUACAUCUUCAGUCAGCAGCACGUCCUCUGUUAGUAGUACAUCUUCAGUCAGCAGCACGUCCUCUGUUGGCGGUACAUCCUCUCUUGCCAGUACGACAACAUCAUUGUCUUCAACUUCUACAGACUACCCCCUUCCAACACCCGGUGUUGCUCAGCCGACCCGCACAUUCAGCGGGACUAUCACCCCUUUUAGUACUGGAACACCUGUGCCCAUCCAAAACCCAUCGUUUGAGAACGUCGCAGCUGCAGGUGACAGUCAGCGGCGAGCAAAGCGCCAGUCUGCAUCUCAAACUGCAGCCGCCACUGAGGGCUGGAAUAUCGUGUCCUGUGGUACUGGAGACUCCUCGAAUUGCGUGUUCGAGAACUACGACGCCGCCGAUGGCACGUGGGCGUUUUCCGGGAAGGACGGCGGACUCCUCUACCAGGAUGGGGUCAACCUGGCCGCCGGUGGCGCAUAUGCGUUCACGUUCUAUUGGAAGGUCGUGUCGACGUACGACGGGGCAACUUCGAGCUCGACUGGAAACCAGAUGACGCAGGCUCUGUAUCUGGGCAGCAGCGCGAACCCGGACGUUACAAACGCGUUCGUGCCGAUGAUAUCAAGCAGCACCGUCGAGUCGGGAGCCGACUGGGCCCAGCAGACCUUUACCGUCUCGAAGCUAGACUGUCAAUACGUCAACUUCGCCACCGAGGUGCGCUCGGACGGCUCGCUGAACUUCCGCAUGUUCCUGCAGGGCAAGACGGCGACGGGCACCAUCGGAGACUUCAUCUGGUACGUGGACGAAGUGCGGGUCCAAGAGCUCUCCCCGCCCACGGGCGGCACCCUCUCGUACCUGACGAACACCUGCAAGAGGACGGCCCCAGCUGCGACGACCACGACUGCUUCGGCAACCUCGACCUACACGGUCACGCAGACGUAUGAUGCCACGAGCACGCCGACCGCGGGCACCAACGCCCUCGCGAACCCGUCGUUCGAGACGACCGCCUUCACCGAGACCACCGACGUGAACGGCUUCAUCUACAAGGCCGCCGGGUGGACCUCGACCGGCUGUGCGGGCCGGCAGUGCAACCUGUACUCGAGCGCCUCGGGCAGCGUGGCCUGCCAGGACGGAUCGCGGUGCGAGAUCUGGAGGGCGCCGACCACGUAUUCCCAGACGAUCCAGGUGGCCGUCGGCUCGACGUACUACGUCGAUUUCUGGGUGCUAAGCGGGGCCGCCGCGGAUAAGACCGGCAGCAGCGACCUCCGGAUGACGGUUGAGGCCCCCGGUGCGACUCCCGGGAGCGGUGGGUUGGUGCUCGGCGCGUCGAACAGCGCCGCACUGUCCGGGUUCACGCAGUAUAGCAAGAUGCUGGAUCUGGAUGCGGACUUUGCCGAGAAACUCUGCGGAGCUUCUGCUGGGGACACGACUGCGAGCUGCCAGGUCACGCUCUCGGCGGGCUAUUCGGGGUCUUGGGGUGUCACGGAUAACAUAUCUAAUUAUUUUGAUAACGUCAAGUUCUGGAAGCUAGAGUAA